Molecule: messenger RNA, 1309 nt
Organism: Gambusia affinis (western mosquitofish)
Lineage: Eukaryota; Metazoa; Chordata; Actinopteri; Cyprinodontiformes; Poeciliidae
Gene: lamp3
Product: lysosome-associated membrane glycoprotein 3
Exons: 7
Coding region: 391-1263 (290 amino acids)
Cellular component (GO): membrane
Source: RefSeq, a predicted model, not a curated record
CAGCUACCAUACUAUUUCCAUUAAAUUAAAUCAGCAUUUUAACAUCAUUCUGUAAGUGUUCAAGUUUUACUGAUUAUUUGAUCAUUUAAGUUGGACAAAAAACCAAAACUAGAUUAAAUUUGGUAAUUUAAGUAUAGUAUUAAGUUAAAUUUGACCAAAGAAAUCAAACAAGAAGAAACUUACUCUUCACACAACAAGCUGAUACUUUUUUGUCUCUCCUCUCUAAUAACGCUGCUAAGUCUAUUUAAAGACAAGUGGAAAUCCUGCAUUAAACUUGACAUGUAAUGCUUUUUUUUGUUUUGUUUUUUUUACUGUUUAUUGAGUUAAAUUUUCCAUCUUGGAUAAUGAUUUCUUUACAUUCAUAAUUUACUCAUUAAAUGGAAAAUUCAGAUGCUGCAGAGAAACUUUUCAACUGACUUUCUGCUUCUGUGGUCUCUCUUCAUGAGCUGCUCUCACAUUUACAAAGCAAACCACAGCUGCACUUCCUAUCUGUCACCAAUCUACCUUCACAUUGCUUCUCUAACCAUGCAGCUAAAUCCACAUAUGAGCAGACUGGUUGUUUUCCUUUUAACUGCUUUUCUUCCAGGUCUCCGCCUGCAGAGGAAUGGCAGCUCUAAGGCUCUUUUCUACAGGCCUGUUCUUCAGCACAUGGAAACCAUUCCCACUCCUGGAAGCUACAUGCUGAGAGAUCAUGCUGGGCAGCCGUGCAUUAAAGCCAAUCUGGGAGCAGAGUAUGUUGUUAUCGAGAACAAGACAAACUGGUAUUUCAGCCUUGAUCCGUCCAGAGUUGUGCUGAGCGGUGAAUGCAGCAAAGAUGAAGCUCUUCUGUCCCUCAUGCUGCCGGAUAAUUCUGCACGUCUGGAGUUCACCUUCAGAAAAGAUGAAGAUCAUUUCUACGUCACCAAACUGGCGGCUCGAUUGUUCCCUCUACCUGUUUGCAAAGGAUGCCCCAAUAAAACAUAUUCUGGGUUUCUAUCUAACCAGACGCUUUUUAAAGCAGCAAAUGACAGAAGCUUCAAGUGUACGUCAGAGUCGCUCCUUUCGGUUUCCUCUGAGCUGCGGAUCAAGUUGGUUCGUCUGCAGAUGCAGGCCUUCGGUGUCCCCGAUGGGGAGUUCAGAGAAGAGGAUGAGUGCUGGGCAGAUUUUAACCAUAGAGCGGUUCCCAUCAUCAUCGGGUCCAUAGCAACCGGAGUCCUCCUCGGCGUCGUGCUGAGCUUCCUGAUCAUCAGAGAUCGCCACGCAUCAGGAUAUGAGAGACUCUGAACUUAAUGUUUCACUUUUUAAACUCUCUAAACGUCUAAAAUUUACA